GUAACUCAAUUCACACAGACGAGUCAGCAAUGGCCAAGGAGUCUGAUCUCCCUUCCAUGAUUCGUCUCAACAUUGGGGGAAAGAAAUUUUGUACAACAGUUGAUACUCUGACUCACCGUGAGCCUGAGUCUAUGCUUGCAGCGAUGUUCAGCGGACGCCAUACUGUGUGCCAGGACUCUGAGAAGGGAUACAUCUUUGUUGAUAGGGACGGAGAACAUUUUCGGCAUAUUCUCAAUUGGUUGAGAGAUGGUGUUGUUCCCACUUUGUCAGAGCCUGAAUAUUCAGAGCUUCUAAGGGAAGCAGAAUAUUAUCAGCUACUUGGACUGAUAGAGAGAAUCAAUGCUGUUUUCAAUAAGAAAAAGGAAGACAGUGAGCCAGAUUCUGAAUUGACACGCACUGAUAUUAUCAAAUGUAUACAGUCUGAGAGAGUCAGAUUUCGAGGAAUUAAUCUCUCUGGCCUUGAUCUUUCUAAACUGGAUUUGUCAUUUGUAGACUUCAGCUAUGCUUGUCUUAAAAAUGUUUUCUUCUCACGUGCAAAUCUUCAGUGCGCAAAAUUUCGGGAUGUAGAUGCUGAGAGUUCCAUCUUUCACAAUGCGACUUUGCGUGAAUGUGAAUUUACUGGGGCUAAUCUCCGUGGAGCUUUAUUAGCUGGUGCUAGUCUUCAGAGUGCAAACCUACAAGAUGCUUCUCUGAUAGACUGUAGCUUCUGUGGAGCAGACCUGCGAUCUGCACACUUGCAGAGUGCUGAUCUUACGAAUGCCAACUUAGAGGGAGCUAAUUUGGAAGGAGCCAAUUUGAAGGGUGCAAAGUUGACUAAUGCCAAUUUAAAAGGCGCAAACCUUCAACGAGCUUAUUUACGACAUGUUAAUCUUCGAGACACGCAUUUGGAAGGUGCAAAGCUGGGUGGUGCCAAUUUGCUUGGAGCUAUCCGAUGACAUUGAACCGGAAAUGUAUGUAUCCAUCCAAUAGAGGUUGGUUUUAUUACUGUCAUAUGUGCAUAUAUUCUUUUCCUUUACAUGUAUGCCAACAGUUCUCUUGUGAUAACGAAGAAUGAAUGAUGUACAAAUUGUGGAAAAGUUUAAUGUAAUUUAAUUUGUUGUCGAGUAAACCAAACCAAGCCAU
Messenger RNA from Pistacia vera, 1122 nucleotides. RefSeq names its product FH protein interacting protein FIP2. NCBI's taxonomy places the organism in Eukaryota, Viridiplantae, Streptophyta, Magnoliopsida, Sapindales, Anacardiaceae. The coding region runs from base 30 to 935 and encodes 301 amino acids. The record is from RefSeq and is a predicted model, not a curated record. The transcript has 11 exons. Gene Ontology annotation, biological process: protein homooligomerization. Gene Ontology annotation, molecular function: protein binding.